AUGACUCCUCUUCCAUUAUCAACAGCACUAGUACAAGGUUGCACCCUCUCCACCACGCCACCCGAAGCAGUGUCGUUGGUUUCCAAAAGAACAAUAAGGUCCUCACCGCCAUCCAUCGAAUUGCCAACUUGUUAUCCUGGCACUACUACUGCCACAACAACAACUACUACUAACAAUACGAAUGGUCCCUCUAGCAGGAUCAGGAUUACCUCCUUUGAAAAUAAUGAGGCUGCAGCAGAAGAUGAUGAUUCUUCGAAUAGCAGCAGUGUACACAGAAACAGCAGAUUGCUGCUGUUGCAAGAAGAAGAAGAACAACAACAACAAGGUAGCUUGAGUCUACUAUUCUCCUCCUUCGCCAAUGACGACUUGACGCCGUCCAUACUGCUCAAUACUACGCAUCACCACCAAUCAUCAGGCUCGCGAACGUCACGUCGUUACCGAAGACAACGAAAUCGAGCCCUUUCGGAUGAGGACUUUUGCUCUAUCAUUGAUGACAUUUAUUUUCAUCGUUAG
This is a messenger RNA of Cylindrotheca closterium, 513 nucleotides long. The record is from the annotation of a GenBank genome assembly. Lineage: Eukaryota; Bacillariophyta; Bacillariophyceae; Bacillariales; Bacillariaceae.